Dreissena polymorpha is the source of this 560-nucleotide messenger RNA. Its product is annotated as huntingtin-interacting protein K-like. Bases 29 to 385 code for a protein of 118 amino acids. NCBI's taxonomy places the organism in Eukaryota, Metazoa, Mollusca, Bivalvia, Myida, Dreissenidae. Gene Ontology annotation, biological process: negative regulation of apoptotic process; protein stabilization. The transcript is spliced from 3 exons. The record is from RefSeq and is a predicted model, not a curated record.
UGUAACCUAAUUCGCAUGCCUGUACAAAAUGUCUGCCGAAGAUGAAAUCACAGAUACCAAUUCGGAAGAAAACGCAAAUAAAGGGAAGAAGUCAGCAAAAUAUGACUCAAGUGCUGCAGAUUUAGAAAAAGUAACGGAUUAUGUAGAAGAAACCGAAAUUUCGUCGCAAGAUAUCGGCGAGGCUAUAAGAGUAGCAAAUGAUGAAAAUCAGAAAAAGAAUGUCGCAAAGAAAGAGAAGGAAAAAGAGCUUUCAAAAAUUAAAAUAUCGAAAGAAGAUGUUGAUCUUAUAGUAAAAGAAAUGGAAAUAACGCGUCUUAUGGCUGAGAGAAUGCUUAGGGAACACAGAGGAAAUGUUGUAGACGCACUCAUUGAAUUGACUAAUUGAAGUGGUUUAAUUUUUGUAUCUAGGUUAAUUUUCUUUACAUAAAUUUGCAUCAUGAAAACGUGAGUUUUGUGUAUAACAUUUUAUUUUUACUUUCAUCAUUUGUUCCCAUGCAUGAACCUGUAAAUGUCUGGACAAUUUAUUGUAAAAACCUUACAUAAAAUGGAAAAACCUUCAA